Molecule: messenger RNA, 1694 nt
Organism: Actinia tenebrosa (Australian red waratah sea anemone)
Lineage: Eukaryota; Metazoa; Cnidaria; Anthozoa; Actiniaria; Actiniidae
Source: RefSeq, a predicted model, not a curated record
CAGAAAUAUCUGAUGAUGAAUUACGUAAAUCAGUUAGAUCAUUAAAUAACAUGCAACGCAAAGCAUAUGACAAGGUGCUUUCAUGGAGUAGAAAUAAAAUGAAGAACCUCAACAGCCUUAAAUCAGAAAUUGUUGAACCAAUUUACCUGUUUAUUACUGGAGGUGCUGGUGCAGGAAAGAGCCACUURAUCAACACAAUCUAUCACACCGUAGUAAAAACCUUCAGAUAUCCUCCAACAAAUCCUGAAAAACCAACAGUCUUACUAGCUGCACCUACUGGAGUUGCAGCAAUUAACAUUUCUGGUACGACCCUCAACACAGCAUUAGCAAUACCUAAAAAUACUGGUGAUGUUCUGCCUGCAAUGUCAGACCAGAAAAGGACACAAAUGAGAAUAUCUCUGUCUGAGCUGAAACUAAUAAUAAUAGAUGAGAUAUCAAUGGUUGCUAACACUUCUCUGCUCCACAUCCAUCAACGAUUAAAAGAGAUAUUUGGUACUAAUAACUCCCAACUUUUUGCUGGUAUUAGUAUUAUUGCUGUUGGUGAUUUAUAUCAGCUACCACCAAUUCGCAGAAAAUCAGUUUUUGAAAAUUACAAGAAUGAUGCUUUUAAUCUUUGCCACCCAUGGCAUGUAUUUCAAAUGAUUGAGCUAACUGAAAUAAUGAGACAAAAGAAURACCAGCCAUUUACUGAACUUUUGAAUAGAUUUAGAACUGCUUCCCAAACUGAUGAAGACAUCCAGUGUAUUCAGUCAAGAUCAAUUAGUCCAUCAGACACAAAUUAUCCAUCUGAUGCUCUACACAUAUGGGCUGAAAACUUCCCAGUAGACCAACACAACAAUGCCAAAUUAGAGCAGAUUCCUAAACCCAUGUAUACACUAAAAGCCACAGAUCAAUAUCCCAACAAUGUCAACAAACAAGAUAUUGAUAGAGUACUGGCAAGAGGAAGAUCUGAAACAGGAGGACUUGAUUAUGAAUUUCAUUUAAAAGAAACAGCAAGAGUGAUGAUUACAGCUAAUAUUGACAUCUCAGACAGAUUGAUCAAUGGUCAGAUUGGUACUGUAGUCAAGAUAGAUGUCAAUUCAAACACUCAAAGACCAUCAAUAGUAUACAUCAAGUUUGAUGAUGAUAAGGCAGGACAAAAAAUGAUUACUAACAGCAAUAACCCAUAUGCUAAACAACACAAAGCAGUACCUAUUGAACCUAUCUUGGCAAAGAUAAAAAUGAGACCCAAUAAGCCAUCAUCACCUGAAUUACAAAGAAUACAGUUCCCAAUCACAUUAGCAUGGGCCUGCACUGUACAUAAAGUACAAGGACUGAMAUUAGAUAGAAUUGUAAUUAGCUUUGAACUAAACAAACAAAAAAGCUUUAACUAUGGUCAAAUAUAUGUUGCCAUAAGUCGUGCUAAAACAUUACAAGGUAUUUACAUACUUGGAAAAAUUGAACACAAACAUGUUAGAACAAAUCUUAAAGUACAUGAAGAAUAUGAGAGAUUACAGACUACUUCUGCAGAAAUUAGCAUCCUAGCUGAUCAAACAUUAAACCAAGCAAGUACUUCAACGCUAUUAACUAUGAGCCUCCUUAAUGUCAGAUCUCUUAAUAAACAUAGUAUUGAUAUAAAGUUUGAUUCUACAAUUUGUAAAAGUGAUAUUUUGGCAUUUACAGAGACACAACUUUUUCAUAUUGUAUUUCCAUAA